AUGGCGGCCGUGGACCCGAUGGAUUAUGUGAUGCACCAGCCUGAUCCGGCUCCGAGUGCGGGCCCGGGCUUCCACGGAAUGCUGCAGCACCAAGGAUGCCCAUAUGUCCGGAGCCAGCACCAGCACCAGCCAUACCAUGGGUCGAGCUUGCCUCAUCCGCAACUGGAUGCCGGCAUUAAUCCCAUGCACCACCAGCUGCCACAUUUCUCGCAGCUGCCACACCCAGACCGGUCGACAUUUUAUUCGUCCGGGAACGGGCCUGGAAACACGCAUGGAGGAAGCCACGGGCCACAACACCCCCACCAUCAAGGACAGCAGCAGCCACAGCAACAGCAGCAACAACAGCAGCAACAACAACACAACCAGCCCCAACAAUCACACCAACCCCCCCCUCCCCCUCCUACUUCUUCUUCUUCUCUGCCGCAACAGCCCCAGCCCCUGCAACCUCAACAUCUUCCUCCUAUACAACCGCCACCCACACUUCCGUUCCCGCAGUCCUAUCCGCAACAUACCCCUCACUACGACGCGCACGCGGCUAGCAGCGCGUGGUUCCAGACUCAAAAUCCCGGCACGUCGUGGCCCAUACCCUCUUUCCACCCAAACCACGGGCCAGGACAGCAACCCUCCGGCCCCAGGCUUCCAGGUGUAGACUCACAUUUCGGAGGCCCAGGCAGCGGGCCUGGAGCUGUGCAGCCUCUUGGUGGUCCAAACCAGCCCUAUAUUCCCCACUCCCACCACCACACCUAUUCUCCUUACAGCUUUCCUGGAUUCCCGCGGCCGACUUCCUACGCGCGAACCUCCGCCGUCCUCCCGAUACCCCCCCAAAUCUCGAACCCAACCAUCCGGCACGACCACUCGGGCGAGAGCCAGGCGAAUCAAGCGACCACAACGAACAACACCCCGAACCAAACAAACCAGCCGAGUACGCCGGGCCAGGCAGCCCAGACGAACCAGUCGAGCCGCUCCCCGACUUCCCAGUCUCCCUCAAGCACGAUGAGCGCUGAUCGGGACGCGCCCUCUGCCGGCAGGCAGGGUUUCACGCUACCGUCUCUGAACCCCAAUACGAACCAGGGCCUAUCUUCCGGCUCGCACCCGAACCCCCAGCUACCCUCUUCGAGCUCUCAAGAAGUGACCCCGCCUAGCGCCGUUCCAUCGGACCCGACAUCAACCCGCUUCCCGCAGAUUUCCCAGCGCCCCGGUUCCUCUCACACAACUCCGGGCAUAUCGCAGCCCGGUUCCGCAGACUGGCUGGCCUUCCACCUUGGGGAUUUCAGGCGCGCGGACGGGACGUCUGGGAGCAUAUAUCGGUCGCAAGCCAUGGCUUCCGACCCCGCGGCCCUUUCAUCAGCACACCGGCGUCACCAAAGCGCGUCGGCGCGCCGUCCGCCACAGCCAGACCAGGAUAGUGACGAAGAUCUUGGCUCGUCUGCAGACGAAGCAGAGCAAAUGCUACGACUCAUCGACGGGUCCGGGAUCAACCUGGCGCAUAUUAGAGCCACGUUUGCCGAGGACCAUCUACGCGCCAGUCAAGUGCUUCGUGGCCAGAUAACUAACAAACGUGUGGCGUCGAAGAUUGCAGUGCAGCAGCUCCAGAGUGUGGAUCCGGACAGUCUCCCCGAGACGGAGAGAACUUGCGUCAUCUGCUACAACGAUUUCGGCCAGGCAAGCCCAGAAGGGAUUAUCGAGGCCCCUCUAAGGUUGCCGAAGUGCCAACACGUUUUUGGCGACCACUGCAUUAAGAAGUGGUUUGAGGAGUCCGACAGUUGCCCUUAUUGCCGUGACAAGGUGCCUAGCGAGCUUGCUAUGGUUCCUAAUUCGCGAUAUAACAACCUGCUACGGAUGCGCACUCGUCUUCCAACCAACUCACACCCUGGACCGGAUGAGGUCUUGCGCCUAUUCACGCCGCAGGACUCUCAGUACUCGCGUCAUCGAGCCCGGCUGGAAGGAGGCUCUGAAGGCUCGGUGGUGCCGCGGCCCUCGCAGCGGCGGUCUCCCCCGACGGAAGCGGAAAACCGGAGACGAACGCGUGUUAGGCACAGUAGCGGUCAUUACGUCCACCCAGGUGGCAUGUUCACGGGCGGCCCCGCGCGCUCGACGGGUGCACCAUCAUCCACAGUCCCGUCCGGGCAGCACAGCCCCACAAGCGAACGUGUAACGCCCCCCAACCACUCGCUCUGGCCUGUCCCGCCCGCGGAGGAUUCAGACUGGAUGCUGACGUCUAGGUACACGAGACAGUUCGCCCCGAGCCAACGCCUGUUUUACCAGUCUGCCGAGUCAGGCCGCCCUCCUGCUACGGCUGCUUCUCCGUUCGACUCGGCCCUGUCGACUGCCAAUCCGGGACCGUCCAGCUUCCGCCUGAGCACGAACGCGCCCCCGCCGCUGCCACCGAACCCUAACCAUCAACACCAACACGGCUACUUUCCCAACACGCCAUUCGGUACCCAAGCCCCGUCUUCCGUAUCCCAGCAACUUCCCCCGAUCAGCGCGCCCAGCUUCCAGAAUGCGCUAGCCGGGCGUGCCAACGCUCCCCAUGUUGCCGGUCCGGAGGCCCAGGUGCAGUAG
Dichotomopilus funicola is the source of this 2562-nucleotide messenger RNA. RefSeq lists its product as uncharacterized. Lineage: Eukaryota; Fungi; Ascomycota; Sordariomycetes; Sordariales; Chaetomiaceae. The record is from RefSeq and is a predicted model, not a curated record. The transcript is spliced from 3 exons. The coding region runs from base 1 to 2562 and encodes 853 amino acids.